Messenger RNA from Daphnia carinata, 1360 nucleotides. Its product is annotated as cystathionine gamma-lyase-like. Gene Ontology annotation, molecular function: cystathionine gamma-lyase activity; pyridoxal phosphate binding. Gene Ontology annotation, biological process: transsulfuration. NCBI's taxonomy places the organism in Eukaryota, Metazoa, Arthropoda, Branchiopoda, Diplostraca, Daphniidae. The record is from RefSeq and is a predicted model, not a curated record. Bases 26 to 1210 code for a protein of 394 amino acids. The transcript is spliced from 10 exons. Gene Ontology annotation, cellular component: cytoplasm.
UCUGUCAAGUACAAAAGGUUGAAAUAUGUCGUUUGAAGGAUUCAAAGAGCAAGAUCCAACAUUUGCAACCAGAGCUAUUCAUGAUGCCCAAGAUCCAGAACAAUGGGAUGCCAUGCCAGUUGUGCUUCCCAUUUCUAUGGCCACAACUUUCAAGCAGGAUGCCCCAGCUGAAUUCAGAAGCUUUGAGUAUAGCCGAAGUGGAAAUCCAACCAGAACUACCUUUGAAAAAGUGCUAGCUUCCCUUGAGGGAGCUAAACAUGGAUUGACUUUUGCCUCUGGACUGGCAGCUUCAACCACUAUUGUUCACCUACUCAGUGCAGGAGAUCAUAUUGUCUCCAUGGAUGAUUUAUAUGGAGGUACCAAUCGCUACCUUAGGAAGGUAGCUGAUCGAAUGAAUAUCAAAACUACCUUUGUUGAUGCUACCAAUCCUGAGAAUGUUGAAAAAGCUAUACAAGAGAAUACUAAGCUUGUUUGGGUAGAAACACCCACCAAUCCCACCUUGAAGUUGGUGGACAUUGCUGCAGUAGCUGAGAUUGUUCAUAAAAGAGAAAACAUCCUUUUAGUAGUGGACAAUACUUUCCUUUCAUCUUACUUCCAGAGACCAUUGGAGCUCGGAGCUGAUAUUGUUAUGCACUCGCUAACCAAAUAUAUGAAUGGCCAUUCGGACGUCAUAAUGGGAGCCGCCAUGACGAACGACGAUGACGUCCAUACUCGUCUUCGCUUCCUCCAGAACGCUAUUGGACCAGUUCCAUCGCCAUUCGACUGUUUCCUGGUCAACCGCAGUUUGAAAACUUUGCACCUUCGUAUGCGGGAGCAUAUGAAAAACGGGCUUGCUGUUGCCCGCUAUCUUGAAAACCACCCCUGCAUUGAACGCGUCAUUCAUCCAGGACUGCCCUCUCAUCCACAGCAUGAGCUUGCUAAACGGCAAUGUUACGGUCAUAGCGGAAUGAUCACCAUUUACAUCAAGGGAGGACUGGCCGAGUCUCGCGCCUUCUUUAAGGCACUCAAGGUUUUCACCUUGGCUGAAAGUUUGGGAGGAUACGAGAGUUUAGCCGAACUGCCUUCACUGAUGACUCACGCUUCGGUCAGUGCAGAAGAACGUGCCGCUUUAGGCAUCACGGAUAACUUGAUACGAUUAUCAAUCGGUCUGGAAGAUGUCGGCGAUCUGAUAGCUGAUCUAGAUCAGGCACUGAGAGCUGCGGUUGCCUAAAAAAUGGACCACGGGGAACGCUCUAAAGACGGGUUACUUCUUGUGAUUCUUGAAUGAAGUCGUUUCCUAAACGCCCCCAGUGUUGCGUUGUGUUCUUUUUGUUAUCAUAGCCAAAAGCUUUCGUAAUACAUGUACGAAAGAUGUGGUAUA